Messenger RNA from Guillardia theta CCMP2712, 579 nucleotides. RefSeq lists its product as hypothetical. The transcript has a single exon. NCBI's taxonomy places the organism in Eukaryota, Cryptophyceae, Pyrenomonadales, Geminigeraceae. The coding region runs from base 1 to 579 and encodes 192 amino acids. The record is from RefSeq and is a predicted model, not a curated record.
AUGGACCGGUUCGUGGAGAUGUUCCUGCGGGGGGAGGCGCUGCGGGGGAUGCUGCUGUACAUGUGCAACUCUUGCACGGUGGAGAUCAACGACCCGAUCACGCACACCCUGUGCACCUUCAUGACGACGCCGGUGUCGCUCUGCGUGACGAAGACGGGGCUGGCGCCGCUCAAGGACUGCAACAUGGCGAUCCUGCCGUUCGGGUGCAUGACGCCGGAGCAGAAGGCGUUCCUGAACGGGGCGAUCAACGAGAUGCAGGCGGGCGGGCUGGCGACGCUAUCGACGCAGAUGGGGGGAGGGGGCAUGGCGCAGCUCAACUACCGGGGGCCGAAGCGCUACCUGCCGGCGGAGGACGUGCUGACGCAGUUCUGCGCGGCGGUGAGGUGCUCGGGGAGCCACCUGGGGCCGGAGAUCAAGGACAACGUGUGCAACAUCGUGAUCCAGCGGGUGUGCAGCAUGGUGCACGUGCCGCGGUCGACGCUGGCGGCCAUCUCCAAGGAGUCGUGCGUGCUGCGGGAGUGCGCCGAGGCCAGCGCGGCGUACAGUGUUUCAUCCUCCGGCCCCCCCACGGGUAGUUAA